AUGCAUGCUUCCAGGGCUUCAGCUCCCAUAGCCAGAAAGUACUCUAACCGGCCGAAGCUGACGCCAGCAAGGGAACUCAUGGGCUGGGAUCGUUCCUUGUCUCUUGUGCAGCAUGGUCCUCGGUUCAAGCAGUUUCGCAAGAACUUGUAUCGCUGUAUAGGCACUCACGCGAGUACGAAGAAGUAUACUGGCCUUUUUGAACGCGAGACGCAUCGGUCUCUUCAACGCUUGUCGGAUACACCCUUGGAUUUUGAGGCCCAUACACGUCUAUAUUUUCAGUCUACCCGAAACACGCACUAUGACGCGCCCUCUUUUACUACUUGA
Messenger RNA from Serpula lacrymans var. lacrymans S7.9, 324 nucleotides. RefSeq lists its product as uncharacterized. Lineage: Eukaryota; Fungi; Basidiomycota; Agaricomycetes; Boletales; Serpulaceae. The transcript has a single exon. Gene Ontology annotation, molecular function: iron ion binding; heme binding; oxidoreductase activity, acting on paired donors, with incorporation or reduction of molecular oxygen. Bases 1 to 324 code for a protein of 107 amino acids. The record is from RefSeq and is a predicted model, not a curated record.